CGUGGAACGAAGUUCUGCGGCCGCGUGGAUCGUCACUUGUCUUACGGUUUUUGCACAAAUAUGAGGAUUUAUUUAUAAUGACUGAAGAACAACACAUAUGUACCGGUUUAUCUGUGAAGGACAUGGAAUUGGUGGAGCCGCUGGCAGAGCAGCAGCAGUGCUGGAGUUGGCAGGCAGCCUGCGGCCUGCAUGGUUACAACCUGCGGGAUAUUUUCACAUGGAGCCUGCUGAAGACUGUUGCCAUGGGCCAGGUCUUGUCCCUGCUGAUUUGUGGGACUGCGGUGAGCUGCCAGUACCUGGCUGAGGCCGGAGUGGAGACGCCGAUGCUACAGAGUUUCCUGAACUACGCCAUGCUGCUUCUCGUCUACACGUCUGUCCUCGUCUUGCGGAAAGGUGACCGGAACAUUUUGCAUAUUUUAAAGACCAAGUGGUGGAAAUAUUUGGUGAUGGGUGUUGCCGACGUGGAAGCUAACUACACAGUGGUGAUGGCGUACCGCUUUACUACCCUGACCAGUAUCCAGCUGCUGGACUGUUUUGUGAUCCCAGUGCUGAUGGUUCUGUCCUGGUUCCUCCUGAAGACUCGGUACCGGCUGGUCCAUUUUGUGGCUGUGGGGAUUUGUUUGUUAGGAGUCGGGGCCAUGGUGGGGGCCGACAUUCUGGCUCACAGAGACCAGGGCUCCUAUAAUAAUGUUGCCCUCGGCGAUGGUUUGGUGCUGCUCAGCGCUGUUCUGUAUGCCGUAUCCAACGUGUGCCAGGAGUACACAGUGAAGAACCUGAGCUGGGUGGACUUCCUGGGCAUGAUGGGAUUGUUCGGGAGCGUCAUCAGCGGUAUCCAGCUAGCUGUUCUGGAGACACAGGCGGUGAGAGCGAUAACGUGGAACCUGAAAAUCGGGCUGCUGUUCACGCUUUAUGUCUCGUGCAUGUUCGCGCUCUACAGCUUCAUGCCCCUCGUGGUUAAACUGAGCAGCGCCACCGCUGUCAACCUCUCUCUCCUGACCGCCGACCUGUUCAGCCUCUUCUGCGGCCUCUUCCUGUUCCACUACACCUUUUCAGCCCUCUACAUCAUCUCCUUUGUGGUCAUCGCCGUGGGUUUCAUCAUGUUCAACGCUGUUCCCACGUACUCCGCUUUACCUGAAUCUGGAUCCACAGAGGACGAGCAUGUCAAUGUCACAGCCCAGAGCCCCUCAGACUCCCCGCCUACUGUCAAUGGCCCGAGGCAGCCCUAAGUAGCCAAAGCGGCCUUCCUUGGACUGAAGCAGCCCGAGGUGACCUGAGUCACCCCGAGUGGCUUUAAGUAGCCUAAGACAGCUCUAUGCGGCCCGACGUGGCCCAUGUGGUCCGAGGUAGCCUGAGGCAGCACUAGAUGGCCUGCGACACCCCGAGUUGCCCUCAGUAACCCAAGGCAGCCCUACAGUGCAUCCUGAAAGUAUUCACAGCGCUUCACUUUUACCACAUUUUGUUACAGCCUUAUUCCAAAAUAAAUAGAAUAAUUUUUUCCCUCAAAAUUCUACACACAAUAC
Thalassophryne amazonica is the source of this 1520-nucleotide messenger RNA. It is a transcript of the gene slc35f2, whose product is annotated as solute carrier family 35 member F2. Gene Ontology annotation, molecular function: transmembrane transporter activity. Gene Ontology annotation, cellular component: membrane. The record is from RefSeq and is a predicted model, not a curated record. The transcript is spliced from 9 exons. Bases 78 to 1226 code for a protein of 382 amino acids. Gene Ontology annotation, biological process: transmembrane transport. Lineage: Eukaryota; Metazoa; Chordata; Actinopteri; Batrachoidiformes; Batrachoididae.